This is a messenger RNA of Gordionus sp. m RMFG-2023, 1104 nucleotides long. RefSeq lists its product as uncharacterized. Lineage: Eukaryota; Metazoa; Nematomorpha; Gordioida; Chordodea; Parachordodidae. Bases 1 to 1104 code for a protein of 367 amino acids. Gene Ontology annotation, molecular function: glycosyltransferase activity. The transcript has 2 exons. The record is from RefSeq and is a predicted model, not a curated record.
AUGAUAUAUGGUACAAGAACAUUUAGCAAUAAUUUUGAAUGGGUAUUAUUCACCUACAUUAUAUAUAUUUUAGUUAAUAAAAAUUUAUCAAAUCAUGGCUUGCAUCCCUUAUAUACUCAUCUUUUGGUUCAUGCUCCAUUUUUAUGGUCAUUACCUCUUGUGAUAUUGAAUUUAAAAUUUAUGGUUCAAUUUCUGUUCAAUUUUCACUUAAUCAAAACUUCUAACUGUGAUACAAAGUUGAACAAUGCAAUAAGGCUAUUAAUGCUUUCAUUUCUUUUUCCCUUAAUAAUUUUCUCCAUGAUACCCCAUCAAGAAGCCAGAUUUUUAUUACCACUUUCUACACCUUUCUAUUGCUUAUUGUUUUUCAAAUUUUCCCAUAUGUUAGUUUGUAACGUUAAUACAUGCACAUCCGUCAAAAUAUAUUCUAUAAUUAUUUUAAUAAUAAUUUUUUGGCAUUUUCCCCUUUUCGUUGUUAUGUGUUUAUAUCACCAAGGUGGUUUAGUUAGUUCAUUGAUCACCUUUCCUCCUCAUGCAGUUAUUCAGGAUUUGAGGAGAUUUGAAGUUAUUUUAGAUGAUGCAGAAAAUAACUCACAUUUUCUAGGCUUAACUUCCCAGGAAAACUAUUAUAAUUUAACCCUUAUCUAUUACAAAACUUACCCACCUGCAAAAUCUUUAAUUAACCUUCAAAAGUUACACGAUUCUGUCAAAGUUAAUAUUUUGGACUCUUCCACCCAACAUUUGGUAAACAUGUAUGAACUUCAUUCGUUUAUCAACUGGACCCUGCAAUCAUAUAAGCCUACAUUGUCUCAAAAAUUCUCUAUUCCUUGUUUGAUAUAUAUCUAUGCACCAGCCACCAUUCACUUAGAGGAUGCAAGCUUUGAAUAUUCUUCUGGCCUCAAAAAAUCUAGCAACAUAAGUUUUGUUUUGGUUAAAAAUUACUCUCAUCAUCUUAGCAUGGAGGACCCUCCCCUAUUAUCCUAUUUAAUAAAACCUUUCUAUAACAUUACAAUAUUUCGUGAUUUGUUCUCGCGCAUUACAGCCUUUUACCGAAUCUUAAACUCUGAACUUUGUUUAAAUAUGUAUCGAUUAGAGAUAGCACAUUAA